AUGUCUACCGCCUGCGCUUCUUCGCCCAGCCUUGUCUGGAACGAGAAGUUGAAGAUGUUGAGCAUUUAUAAGCCCAACUGGGACGACUACUACAAAAACUUGAAGCUGCCGUCCUGGGGCAGGAUGUCUGAUGACGGCUUCCCCGCGAUCGAGAACUUCGAUGAUUUCAUCAAGCUGUACGAGGAAAACGGCGGCGACAUGGGCACGUGCUCGAGCUGCGCCCUUGAGUACCCAACGACCUUGAUGUCGCUGGGGUUCAUCCCCCGUGACGGCCCCUGGUGGCUCUGCUUCAAGCAGACUUGCACCGAGAAGUUCCGGCGCGCGUACGCCGACGCCCCGCAGCUCGACGAGGCCUUUGAGCGCGGCGACACGGUCCUGCUCGAGGCCCACCCGGACGAGCUGUUCGGUGAGCGCAAGAAGCCCAACCCGCCGCCCCCUUCCCCGAAGCGCGACAUCUCUCUGACUGCGAUGAAGCAGCACGCCGCCGUCAUCCGAAACCGCGAGUACGACAAAAUUUAUGAUGAGGUGAAGCCUCCCGAUGAGGCAGUUGUGCAGUGA
This is a messenger RNA of Gaeumannomyces tritici R3-111a-1, 558 nucleotides long. RefSeq lists its product as hypothetical. Lineage: Eukaryota; Fungi; Ascomycota; Sordariomycetes; Magnaporthales; Magnaporthaceae. The record is from RefSeq and is a predicted model, not a curated record. The coding region runs from base 1 to 558 and encodes 185 amino acids. The transcript has 2 exons.